Osmerus eperlanus (European smelt) is the source of this 3454-nucleotide messenger RNA. RefSeq names its product family with sequence similarity 83 member B (gene sack1b). Gene Ontology annotation, cellular component: membrane; cytoplasm. The coding region runs from base 242 to 2971 and encodes 909 amino acids. Gene Ontology annotation, molecular function: protein kinase binding. NCBI's taxonomy places the organism in Eukaryota, Metazoa, Chordata, Actinopteri, Osmeriformes, Osmeridae. Gene Ontology annotation, biological process: signal transduction. The transcript is spliced from 5 exons. The record is from RefSeq and is a predicted model, not a curated record.
GGGCAUUUGCAUGUCGGAACAGGAGUCCACACCCAGCACGGGGCCGGCUCCUCGCAUGUCGAGGCAGCUCCUCUUCCUCCUCACGUCUUGCUGACUCGCAGAAGGAGGACAGGAUCCCGCGCCUCCCUCCUGUUUCAGCCGUACGACGACUCGUCUGCUAAAGGCCAGGAGGAGGACUUCAUCCCAACAUGAAGAGGACUUUACUCUAACUUCACUCUCAAAACCUGGGUGAAGAGGAGUAAUGAUGGAAUCCCAUCAGCUGUCGCUGCUGUCGUCUCUGAGAGCUGAGCCCAGGCCGGAGGAUUACGUCCAGCCCCACUACAAGGAGGGUUACCGCCUGGCCAUCGACGCCCUGGCCAUCAGUGGCCGCGAAAGCUACCAGGAAGUCCUCAAGGCGGAGCGCCUUGGCAGCUUCCUGUCUGGACACGAGCUCCUCUUCAUCACGAACAACGCGCUGCAGCCACUCGACGGUAAUGACACGGAGGAGACGAGCGGGUCCCUGGACGGCGGCUCGUCCUCAGGGACGUACUGGCCUGUCCACUCUGACGUGGAGACGCCUGACCUGGAGCUGGGCUGGCCGGACCUACCCCCGGAGAGACGGCAGACCAGCAUCGACCUCCUGUUCCACCCGCCCCGGCUGAACAGCCCCACCAUCAAGGAGGUGGUGCGCAAACACAUUCAGGACGCCAGACAGCUCAUCGCUGUCGUCAUGGACGUCUUCACGGACGUGGACAUCUUCAAAGAGGCGGUGGAUGCCUCGCUGCGAGGCGUGUCCGUCUAUGUGCUCCUGGACCACAUCCACCUCCACAGCUUCCUCUCCAUGGCAGAGAGCCAGGACGUUCACAUUCACAAGCUGAGGAACAUGAGAGUGCGCUCGGUGAAGGGCCAGGACUACCUGUGUCGCUCCGGGGCCACCUUCCAUGGAGCCCUGCAGCAGAGGUUCCUGCUGGUCGACUGUGAGACGGUCAUGUUCGGAUCCUACAGCUUCACGUGGUCCUUUGAGAAGAUCCACCUGAGCAUGGUGCAGGUGAUCACGGGCCGCCUGGUGGGGUCGUAUGACGAGGAGUUCCGGACGCUCUACGCCCGCUCCAGGGUCCCGGCGGCGCUCUGCCCCCCAGGGGGCUCCAGGCAGGCCCCUGCCGCCUGCCAGCCCUUCGAGAGGAGGGAUGUACUGAGGCACACCCUGGACACGGUGUACAGGAAGGCUUGCGAGGGGCAGCCGGGCGUCCGAGACGUCUGCGAAGGGGAGCCUUUCGAACAGCGGCCGCCGGCCAUGUUUGUCCCCGGGGUGGGCGUGCAGGGCCGCAUCCAACAGCUGCAGACUCAGGACACCGACUUCCUCAAGAGGCACAGCUACGCCGGGGAGAGGCAGGAGAGGCCGUACGUACCCCAGAACCCCCGCUUUGGAUCCAGUAACUGGAACGUGGCCGGAGAUGCAGGAUACCACCCCAACGGAAGGAUCCAGUUCCCCAACGACCAGCAUCAACCGGAGAAAAAGGUGUUCAGGGGCCUUAACAUGCGUCAGUCGUACCACGGCAACGACAAGCAGAUUGUGAGUAUGAAGCAGAACAUGCCGUCGCUGGAGAACACCUCCAAGUCCUUUCUGAGGACGUGGAGGAUCGACUCUUACCUCAACAACAGCGACGCUCCCUGUGGAGAAUCCAGUGACUACCUGGACCAGUACGAGCCCCUGCCGGAGAACAAGGCGGGCCACUACAUGCCCUCUCGACUCAGGUCCUCCUUUGUGUUCAAGUCCACCAUCCCGGAGCAACCGGAGAGCAACAGCUACACCACCUCCUCCUCGUCCUCGCGUCCGCCCCCUCCCACCACCGUCCCCUUCCCCAGCGCUCCGUAUUACAACCCCACGCAGUGGAGUCCAGCCGAGGGCGGGGCUCGCCUCGAGGAGUUCCAGCUGAAGAGGCGGAGCCUGCAGAUCCUAGAUGACCCCAGGGGUCACGGGGGUCUCAGUCCGGUCAGGGGGUCGCACCAUUCCAUCUAUGCCAGCCUGGGCAGAGCCAAAGGGGGCCUGCCGGGCAGAAACGCAGACCCGUCCCAGGAGAGCUGGCACAAGCGUCAUAGCGUAGCGGAGUCCAACACUGACUACAGAGACCACCAGGAGAACUCCAGUCACAUGUACGGCUUCGCCCGGACGCAGGCGGAGAGAAGCACGCCCGGCUUCCGCCCCCUCAACGGAGGGUGCGCUCCCAAUCUGCACAAGGAUCAGAGGUCGGUCUCUCAUCACGACGUCAAGAGCGUGAUGGCCGCGAAGAGCCAGACGGUGACCAUGUGGCAGAAUGCCCCGUCCAGGACGGUGUCCGUCGCCGCCCUGGACGGGGAUGCCAAGGAGACCGCCAACCCCACGUCGCCCCGCUUCCUCAAGAAGAGCUCCAAGAAACUCCGCUCGUUGCUCAACAUACCGGAGAAGAAGGAAGGGUCGAAGGACAGAGGAAGCCCCGGGCCGGGAGGCAGCACCGACACGGUGCUGUCCGAGGCGGAGCAGCGGUGGUCUGACCGGGACCAGAGGAGCCCCAUCCCCUCUCCCUCUCGGCUACACGUGAACAAAAACCAUCCCGCGCACGUAGGGAACUCAUCGGCUCCUCGCUUCAGCACGGAGGAGCUCCCCUGCAGCCCGUCAGACAAGGAGCCUGCCCCCAGGGCACCGCGACCAGGCUCGGAGGACACUGCCAGGACCCAUCUGCCGUCUGGAGACUGGCGCUCCCAGAGCCAGAGAGCCGACGGCCGGCUCUACAGCCGAUUCGAGCCUUUCUGUGCGUUUGACAAGAAGCCGUCGUCGCCCUCUGUGUCCACUAACACACACGCCCAAGGCCAGCCCAAGACCACGCUCCUCUCUAAAGGUGGCUCCCCCAGUGAGCCUCACAAUCGCCAUGGACAAGCUACACACGGACAGCAUGAAAAUAAGCUAGGCAAGUUCAUUCAGAGAGUGGGAAACUUCAUUCAUAAAAACAAGUAGUAAGAUAGAUGGACAGACAGACAGACAGACAGACACACAGACAGACAUGCAUACAUACAUGCAUGCAUGCAUACAUGGGACCUACUGACUAGGGGACAUUUCACAAUCACAGCAGCUGGGACAGCAACACAACACAAAGGACGUUGAUGAAAAAUCAGGUGGAAAAAUACAUUUUCCCCUAUAUGAAAGGGCAUUCAUGUCCUUGUACUAAGAUGCAUUAAGAUCAUGUGGUUAGAUAUGGUAUAUGUGGACAGCUGCAUAUAUUGGUCAAUGUUGUUGUCAUUGUUGAAGUGUUAUGAGAAACACAAAACAUGCUUGAAGCUUUAAUUAUGUUGUCAUUAUUUGACAAGUCAUUUGGGAAGUGCAAUAAAAAACUGCUUUGGUGUUGGUAAUGUCACUGUAAUUCAAUGAUAUUUAAAGGGACAAUUCAUGGGAAUGGUGCGUUUUUUACAAACAGUGUGUCAAAUAAAGAAAAAGAAAGCC